AUUUCAGUACUGAAAUAAUACUUCGUUUGGCUACCCUGCUACAAUUUUACAUUCGAAAACAAAAUACUACAGUUCCGAUAUUCUGUGAUUUGAAUUUGGGACUUUUGAAAGGAAACACUGCCUUUUCCUAAAUAUUUUUUUAUUAUUAAUUUUUGAGUAUUUCAAAAAUUCUAAAGUCGAGAACGACAAAUAACGUAAACAAAUGUUGGCAGUAAAUGAAGGAUAAUAAUUCUAUUAGGUAGGAGGUUAUCAAAAGAAACAUGGAAGAACAUGAAAAAGACCUCGAAGAUGUCCCAGAUAUGAACAAAAAGAAUAGUAUCAUCGAGAGUGGAGAAGCAAUGGAUCAACUCAUUACUAUUGAUGGAGAGGAGAGAAUUACCUCUCAUAAUGAAUUCGAACCAGUACCGCUAACAAAUAACUUGAACGCUGACGAAUUAGAUCCAGAAACUACUGCAAAAUUACGAGGAGAUGCGAUAGGAGACACCUUAUACAGUCAAUCUUUUGUACUGAAAACUUUGCUGAAAUUCGCAGACUUAAAUUGGAACCAACAGUUUGAGGAAGACCUGUGCUUUUUGUGGGAUAUGACUGCAGAGAAGAGUGUAUGUGAAUACUUGUGGGAAUUGUCUUUCCCAUCCGUAGCUUGUAGUGCAGUGGCGAAGUAUACUGAAAACAGAUUCAUUGAAAUCGUGAUUGGAACUCUCGCAAACGUGUUAUGUGUCGGGUGUGACAAAACUAUGACAAAGGAAGAGAUCGGUGUUAUUAUUCAGGAGCUGGACUCCGAUGAUCAUUUGGUUUUAAUACAAGUAAUGCGUUUCAUAUCUUCUGUAGCGUUUUCAUCUUCAGAAACACCAUUCAUAGAUGAGGAGGCCAUGAAUCGAUUGUGUUUUGUGUUGAACAAUUCCAUCAAUACUGAAUUGUUAUUGAAAACGUUGGAAACAACUGCUAAAUUGACAGUUGACUUCAAGUUGGACAAGAAUUUGGUCAAUUCCAGUUUGUACAAUGCUGUUUUGACAGCCUAUUGUACCUUACUCGGCAGUGCCUAUUUGGAGUUAGACACGAAAGAUGGCAUCCUUGCCUGUAGGUACAUGCUGGAAAAUGUAACUAAUAUUUGUGGCUACAUUGAUCGUUUCGAAAAUGCCACACUCAAAUUGGAUAUCACCGGAAACCUUGAUGGGUUCCUGCAAGAAGCUAUAAAGAUUAUUAAAUACCUCAGUCAGGAAGAAAACUUAUUGCCUGUGACUGAUGACACUAUUUUUUUCAUGUCUGCCUUUCAAUAUAUAUUCAUUAACCUCAAUGUGAAUUAUAGUCCAGAAAUUUUUAUAGCAAUUUCUAAGAUCCUGUAUAUUGUAUCGGAGAUAAGAAAUGAUGUUGAGAGACUUUUUGAGUCAACUUUAGAGUUGGAGUGUUUUCUUAUCUCUCGCAGCACAAAGCAAAGAAUUUUCAAAGACUUGAAACUUUUGUCUAAACAUAAGAGAAAAACUGUUCUUGAUGUAGUUUUGGAAAAUGGUCCAAAAUUUCAUUUUGCGUUUGAUUUGAAAGAUUUAAAGGAUGAAGUAACGUGAAGGAUUAUAUAUAAUAAAUUCAUUAUUUUAUAGAAAACUUUGUACCUUGCAUCUAUUUGUUUUUCUGACUUGUCAUAAAUGUAUUUUGUACAUAACAUGAUCAAAUAAAGAUAUUAUCAUCA
Leptinotarsa decemlineata (Colorado potato beetle) is the source of this 1684-nucleotide messenger RNA. RefSeq lists its product as uncharacterized. The record is from RefSeq and is a predicted model, not a curated record. Gene Ontology annotation, cellular component: nucleoplasm. NCBI's taxonomy places the organism in Eukaryota, Metazoa, Arthropoda, Insecta, Coleoptera, Chrysomelidae.